Rhodofomes roseus is the source of this 612-nucleotide messenger RNA. RefSeq names its product guanylate kinase. Gene Ontology annotation, cellular component: cytosol. NCBI's taxonomy places the organism in Eukaryota, Fungi, Basidiomycota, Agaricomycetes, Polyporales, Fomitopsidaceae. The record is from RefSeq and is a predicted model, not a curated record. The transcript has 3 exons. Bases 1 to 612 code for a protein of 203 amino acids. Gene Ontology annotation, biological process: purine nucleotide metabolic process. Gene Ontology annotation, molecular function: GMP kinase activity.
AUGUCGCCCAUCGUCGACCUUGUUCGCCCUCUCGUUAUUUCUGGGCCCUCCGGAGUCGGCAAGAGCACCCUCCUCACUCGCCUCUUCGCGGACUACCCAGACAGAUUCGGGUUCAGCGUUUCCCACACGACGCGCGCUCCGCGUCCGGGCGAAGAGGACGGGAGGCAUUACUACUUCACUACGCGCGAGAAAUUCAGGCAGCUGCUCGACGAGGGUGCUUUCAUUGAACACGCAGAGUUCUCCGGCAAUUACUAUGGCACAAGUUUCAUGACGGUGCGGCAGGUGUCGAGCACGGGUCGCCGCUGCAUCUUGGACAUCGAGGCGCAGGGUGUCCGCCAAAUCAAGCAGACCGACCUCAACCCGGUCUAUCUCUUCAUUUCGCCGCCAUCCCUGACAGCCCUCCGAGAGCGUCUUCGCGGGCGAGGGACGGAGUCUGAGGCGUCCGUCGCGAAGCGUCUGGCGACUGCCUUGAAAGAGAUCGAGUACGCGCAGGAGGGUGUCCACAACUACGUGAUCAUCAAUGAUGACUUGGAGAGGGCCUACGAUCUCUUUAAACGUGUUGCACUUGACGAGGAGAUACCCGGCGACUCACUGCCACCCCUGGACGAUUAA